UGUAAGAAUUAGUUCGGCCAACGUGCCGUGGUGAAAGGGUUUUGUGUAUUUCCGAAUAGCGUUGACUUGCUUGUUAGUGCAUUCGGCGGCGUUUGUUUACCUUGCUUUGAUAAACUAUUUUAACAGUUUAUUCGUUCUAUUCCGAUUUGCAAAUACUAAACAUUAGGCGACCAUUGCUUCACUAGGAACUUAGGAUUAUGGAAAACUCAAACUCAAAUAGUAUUGCUGAAAACAAAGAGAAUGAGUCUAAACACGAAAAUACCCACAACAAAAAUGACUCUACAGUCAAAAAAGAUAAAGAGUCUGCCUUGAGUCGAAGAGUUAGUUUCAUCAGAGAAUCGGUAAGCGAUAGUGGCGUGCCCCAGCGGAAACUGAGUGCAGCAAUAGAAGCAGUCAAGAGAAGUAGCUUGUGUUCGCAGGAAGCGGAAGCUGAUACUGCCAGUCAAGUGAGUGACAGCACGAGAGUGCCGCGUAAGUUCAUCUCUACCUGGAGACAAGCCUGUGAUCGCACCAAGGACAGGACAAAGGAGCUGCUGAAGCGAUGGAGGACUUUGCCAGAAGGCAAUGUCGAAAUGAUGGUUGCUGCAGCCACUGGCAACUCGUCAGACAGUCCAGCAUCAAGGGCAACUCCCACAGACAACCCCCAUAACUGGAGUGUUCAUGUCUGGGCCUCAUACAUCAAAAGAUACCCAAGCGAAGAUGAGAACUUAAUGCUGACGGGAGAUGAAACUGCAGCUGUGACCAACAACUUGUCCUCUACGCAGAAGGAGAAGCUUGGUCACUUCUUUUCUCAUUUACUUGACAAUGAUCAUGAUGAUUUGAUAUCCGAACAAGAUUUCGAGAACUUCUCUGAGAGAUUGAGAAGAUUUGCCGAUUGGUCAACAAACAGUCCUGAGUUCCAUGUCAUGGUUCAAGUACAGCACGGUUUUGUGACAACAUUCAUGAGCAGCACCUCUUCAGUCGGAGACGAAGAACCAACCAAGGUAGCCUUGUGGAAACAAUAUAUUGGACUAGAGGAAUGGUUUCAUUGUUGGAGCAAACUAUGUUCUACCACUCAUAGCCUGUCAGACUUCCCUGUCUGGUUGCAGUAUCUACCCAAACUGUUUUUCCAGGCUAUCAACAAAAGUGGAUCCGGAACCAUUUCUAGGGAUGAGUUGAGUUCUUUCUAUUCAUCAAUGUUGGGAUUUACAACACAGAGAGUUGGGGAGAUUCUGGAUGAAGCUUACAAAGCAUUAACAUCUAAUGGAGAUCACCCUGUGAGCUACGCUGUGUAUCGUCUGGCCUUCACCAACUUCCUGCUGGGUCGUCACCCGAACGGUCCAGGGCAGUACUUGUUUGGCUGUGUGGCCACCAGAGUGUGCUGCUUCCCGAUAGAUUACAGUGCUCUAAACUGCCAGCCUGAGGACCGGGAGCACUACACGCCAGAAAAGAGGAGCAAUCGAGUCUCUGUUAUUGUCUGAGCAGUAAGCAUGAAGUUUUGGAAAGUGAAACGGCCUGAGGGAAGAUAGGAAUCAACAAGUUUUGGUCGGAGAACACGUUCAUAAUUGUUUACACUAAUUUGUAAAAAAAUCAAUGUUCUGCACAAAACUAUCAAAAUAUAUAAAAUUAAAUGCUUAGACAAACUUUGAAUAUUUACUACCUACUAAAGGAAAUAAAUUUUUUUAAUGUAACAGCAAGUCUAAAAUUAUAAAAUUAAUUAAUUUUGACCUGGGUAUUAACAUUAUUAAACCCACUCAAUACAUUAUUGUUAAAUAGAUAAGGAAAAACUUAAUAUUAAUGAAACCUUUUUUAUUAUUAGUUUAAAUAUAAUGUCAAAAUAGUAAUAGUAUAUAAGUUGGGAAAAUUCCAACAGAACUUACUAAUUUUUAUGGUUCUACUUAUUACAUGACAAUUUGAACUAAUCAAUGACUUACAAUCUGACAUAAGUUACUUCAUAAAAAAAUAUGUUUUACUGUUUAUUGAAAUGGUAACCUCUGUGGAAUAAAUCAUUGAUUAAAGAAU
Messenger RNA from Homalodisca vitripennis (glassy-winged sharpshooter), 2001 nucleotides. RefSeq lists its product as uncharacterized. The transcript is spliced from 8 exons. The record is from RefSeq and is a predicted model, not a curated record. Lineage: Eukaryota; Metazoa; Arthropoda; Insecta; Hemiptera; Cicadellidae. Bases 198 to 1460 code for a protein of 420 amino acids.